UGGAGGCUAUAAAUGCCGCUACCGUUAAGUACUGUCAAGUUCUGUUAGUGAGUGCAUCGGUACCACAAUGCCAAGGAAACUCCUCCAAACGAAAAAGUCGAUCUGUAGUCCGGCACCAUUCAGCGAUGAACCGGAAGCCGUUCGGAUUAGAGAAAUGUGCGAUUACUCUCAGCGGAUAACCUAUGAAAUGGCCUACAGCGGUAAAGCGCCGCGUCCGGUCAGGGUAUAUGCCGAUGGAAUUUACGAUCUGUUUCACCAAGGACACGCCAGGCAACUCUUGCAGGCCAAAAACGUUUUUCCUAAUGUCUACCUCAUUGUCGGAGUUUGCAACGACAAGCUCACCCACAGCUACAAGGGUAGAACCGUGAUGAACGAAGCCGAGCGCUACGAGGCCGUCAAGCACUGCCGCUACGUGGACGAGAUCGUCCCCGACGCGCCCUGGGAGGUAGACGAAGCCUACAUGCUAAAACACAAAAUCGACUUCAUAGCGCACGACGACCUGCCGUACGGAACCGACGACAGCAACGACAUCUACGCGCCGUGGAAGGCGAAAGGCAUGUUCGUGGCCACCGAGCGCACAGAGGGCGUCUCCACCUCCGACAUCGUCGCGCGGAUCGUCCGCGACUACGACAUCUACGUCCGACGGAACCUGGCCCGGGGCUACUCGGCCAAAGACCUCAACAUCUCCUACCUGAGCGAGAAGAAGAUCCGCCUCCAGAACAAGAUGCAUGAACUCAAGGACAAGGGGCGGCGGGUGAUAGACACCAUCGGCGAGCGCAAGGACGACAUGAUAGCGAAAUGGGAGGAGAAGUCGCGGGAGUUCAUCGAGAACUUCCUCCUCCUGUUCGGGCGGGAGCGGCUCACCAACAUCUGGAACGAGUCCAAGGGGAAGAUCAUGAACGCGCUGAGCCCGCCGAGCUCGCCGCUGCCGCCGGCGUCGCCGACGUCCAGCAACGGCGACUGCGACUUCGCCGAGGACGGGAUUCCCCCGAGGAAGAACGCGCGGUACGAGUCGCCGUCGCCGUCGUCGUCGCGGACUAAGUACUUCGGGGAGGACUACAGCGACGAGGAGGAUUGUUUGUUGCAGAACGGGCUUAAGCAGUAAUGCGGUUGUUUUAACGUGAAAUUUUGUGUAUAUUUGUCACGAAUUAAAUUAUUUUAAUAUUUAUUGAGAGGCGAGACGGUUAUUUAUUGCUUGUUGGCGGGCCGCGGUUUGCCGCCGCGGUACCUCGAGCCGUCCAGCGGGACGUUGGCGGGAAAUCGCGGCCCGCGUUUGGUUACACUAGUUCACUGUUCUCUUUCGUUCAUAUGAAACAUACUUAUGAAGCAUUGCCAAAAUUAUGUGCGCGUUUCAAAAACAAGGUCGUUUUGUUUUUGCGAGUCCGAGUUCCUCUUUAUUUCGUACGUAAACUUUUUCUGUGUUAUUUCCGAGCGGGGUUAGCUAGGAGCGAGUCAUUAGUUUCAUGAUAUUAGAUCAAGUAUUAACUUAAAGUGAUAAAGUACGUUUAUAUUCUCCACGAGCGUGGUUACAAUACUGCAGAACUGAUAACAGCUUUAUUAUUUGUUGUACGUCAUUAUUAAACCUGGAUGUGAUCUACAAAUAUGAUCCUAUUUUUGUAGACUAUUUACAAGCACUUUGUUUUGUAGUAUAGGAUUAUAGCAAUUAAAUGAAAAUAUACUGAACCUAUGCCAAAGGCGCGUUAGAAAGAUUCCACUUUUUCAAUAAUCAAAACUCGAUACAAUUCCAAGAGAUUUUUAACGGCGCUUUGGCAUAACUUGUUUAGCACGUUUGCAAAUAUUGCGAUUGUUUGCGGUUUUAGCAAUACACACCAAAUUGAAUUGCAAUUGACACCUUUUAUCGUGCGAAUCCCGUGGGACGUGGAUGGCGGGUACGUGGAUUUGCAUAGAGGAACUGUAUUGCCGAGUCUGUAUGUAUAUUUUAACAAUAAAGUCUUUUAUUUAA
Molecule: messenger RNA, 1963 nt
Organism: Zophobas morio
Lineage: Eukaryota; Metazoa; Arthropoda; Insecta; Coleoptera; Tenebrionidae
Product: choline-phosphate cytidylyltransferase B-like
Exons: 3
Coding region: 68-1105 (345 amino acids)
Biological process (GO): CDP-choline pathway
Molecular function (GO): choline-phosphate cytidylyltransferase activity; phosphatidylcholine binding
Source: RefSeq, a predicted model, not a curated record